Molecule: messenger RNA, 1836 nt
Organism: Phymastichus coffea
Lineage: Eukaryota; Metazoa; Arthropoda; Insecta; Hymenoptera; Eulophidae
Gene: BBS1
Product: Bardet-Biedl syndrome 1 protein homolog
Exons: 7
Coding region: 81-1817 (578 amino acids)
Biological process (GO): non-motile cilium assembly; protein localization to cilium
Cellular component (GO): centrosome; BBSome; axoneme
Molecular function (GO): smoothened binding; patched binding
Source: RefSeq, a predicted model, not a curated record
UUGGAAUAUAAUCUCUUCGAGCGAAGCUGUCGUAUAAUUACAAUCGAACUUCACUUAUAGAUACAAUAGCUAUUUUGGUCAUGACACGAAGUGGGUUGAACUCUUCCCGAUGGCUGGAUGCAAUAUGGGAACCUAAUACUCAACUAUAUGUUCUUCCUAAUGGAUUAAAUAUGCUUGACACAGCCGGAGAUGGCGAUGCUAAACUUAUAGUCGCUGAUAUUGGAGAUACUACAUUACCUCAAACCAAAAUUAGAGUAUUCAAAGGAGCAGAUGAAAUAACUCAGCAGAUAAUAACAGAAAUACCAUGUUCAAUCGUGGAAUUCAACACAGAGAAUGAUGAUAGAAAAUCAGCAGCACUUGCUAUAGGAGCUAGCUCAAGUGUAUUCAUUUUUAAAAACAUGAGACCACAUUUCAAGUUUUGUCUACCUCCAUUGAACGCUGAUAUUCGCGAGCAAGAUAUAUGGUAUAAGGCCAGCUUAGAAGAAGAAUUGAACGUACUGACUCUCACAGACGAUCUAAAACUUCUGUCACAAGAUCUUUGUGCUGUAAAUUUAUCAUCUCGAACUUUAAAACUUCUGUCUCUUAAAGAAGAUGUCCAAGAAUCAUUUGCUAAAAAAUACUGGCAUCUUCCAAUUAUCAAAUCAAACGCCAUUUCCAUCAUCGGUACAAUAAGAAAAGAUUCUUGGACUAACACUGCUUGCAGUUAUCUUGUCGUUGGCACCGAAUAUGGAGAAAUACUUAUAAUGGAUCACAGGGCUUUUUUUGUUGUUGAAAGGCAUAUUAUAGAUUGGCCACCUGUGGCACUGGCUACAACUGGAUUAUGGACAGGGGAUGGGCAAAUAGUAUUUGCUGGACGUGAGGGUAAAAUAGGAGCAGUCAAACGAUCAAGUAAAUUUCAACAUUGGGAAACAUUACCAUCGCCUGCUAUGGCAUUGACAACCUUGAGUUACGAAGGAAUUGUCGUAGCUACAAUGACGGGCUAUUUGUGGGCAUUUUCUAAUAGGGGCAUGAAGUUAUGGAAAGUUCAGUUGCCAGGAAGUCCCCUAGAUAUUACAAGUUUACCUGUACCUCAAAUUGGCUUAUCACUAUUAGCUGUUAGCAUUACAAGAUUUGGUGUUCAAAUUUAUGAUCAGAAGCAUCAUGUAGAUACAAUCACUAUGUUUGACUCCGUUUCCGCUAUGAAGUACGGUCGACUUGGUCAAGAAGAACGUGCUAUUGCAAUGAUUACAUGUAGUGGUGGCUUGAGCGUGAAAAUAUUGAAACGUACAGCAGAUUUUAGCAUACAGACAAAUCAACAAUCGAACUUCAAUUUUAUAUAUACUCAACAAAAAUUCAGUAUUCCAAAAAAAACAAAAUUAGUUAUCGAACAAACUAUUAGGGAAAGGUCUGAACAUGCCGAAAUUCACACCACAUUUCAGCAAGGAUUUUUGAGGCUACGCCUUAAAGCAGCUAAUAAAGUUCAUGGAAUGCUUUUAUUCAAUCAAGCAACUACAUCUAUGCCAAUUACAUUACAAUUUUCAGUAUUAGGUUUCGGACCAGAUUAUAUUAUAAAAAUUAUAAUUACCCAUACAACAUCUGGAUAUUUCAAUAGAAAUUUAUAUUUAGUUUGUAGAAGUGAUAAUAUCAUGGUUAAAUCAAGAUUAAUUAAACUACCUUUUCUUAUAACAGGAGUACCACUCCCGAUAACUUUUUCGAUAACAUCAAACAUUCCUCUAACAAAAAAAAUAUAUAUCUUGUUAUGUUUUAAAGGUCAAGUAAGACCAUUAAUCAAUUUGACUGUCUUCAUGCCAGUUAUUGAUGAAGAUAUUGAUGCUUAGUUAACCUAUAUCUAUAACA